Boeremia exigua is the source of this 1621-nucleotide messenger RNA. Its product is annotated as fatty acid desaturase-domain-containing protein. The coding region runs from base 241 to 1290 and encodes 349 amino acids. Lineage: Eukaryota; Fungi; Ascomycota; Dothideomycetes; Pleosporales; Didymellaceae. The record is from RefSeq and is a predicted model, not a curated record. The transcript has 2 exons. Gene Ontology annotation, biological process: lipid metabolic process.
GUCCCGGAUUAUCUCCACUUGCACGUGAUAUGCUAGCGUGUCUAAUAAUGUCAAUAUAAAUUGACGUAGAACCAUCACCACGGUUCAGCAAACGAACAAAUUCAUUGAUCACACUACAGCAGAGCACUGAGCGUUCAGCCCCAGCGUGCAGAGUCCUCUGGCACUUGGGCCUUACUCGCAAAUUGAACCGUUGUUCUUAGGUAUCCGUUGCCAACGGCUGUCCCAAUCAUCACCAGCAAAAUGGCGACCAAAACAACGCCAGGCGUACAAUCAAACCAUGCGCUCCCACAGCCGUCAUAUCCAGUACGGCUACACAACAAAUCGCUGAUGAGACACGAAGAGGAUAUCCGGUGUAUCCUGUCCACGGUACUAUUUUUCGCCGUCUUUGUCAUCACUUGGCAGACCUUCACAUCGCCAUUUGCAGGCGGACUACUUUCAUUUACAGCAUGGCUCUCGCUGUUCCAACUAUCCUUUAUGGGCGCUGUAACGACACAUAACGCUAUUCACUUGCCAAUUUUUUGGAAUAAGAACUGGAACCGAUUCUACCAGUUGUGCUUGUCAUUGCAGUAUGGGGGCGCAGUAUCUAUUUUUAUACCAGGCCACAACUUGUCUCACCACAAAUAUCCCCAGCAAGCAAGAGACGUUAUGCGUACUACGAAAGUUCGAUAUAAUUGGAAUCUCUUGAACGGCCUGCUCUUUUUUUGGCACGUUGUCCUGUCGGGAAACGCAGAUGACAAGCUGUAUUUCCAAGCGCAAGCCCGUCUAAACCGACCUAUUGUGAAGCAGCGCCGACUCGAAGAGAUUGCUGUUUGGAGCGCCACAGCAGUGCUUGUUUUGCUGGAUUGGCGUCGAUGGGUCUGGUUUGCACUGCUGCCACAGUUCUACGCCAAAUACUGCAUUCUCUCGUUGAACUUUCUCCAACAUGAUGGGUGCGACAUGAGCUCCAAACAUAAUUUUGCGCGCAAUUUCACUGGCCAGGUGCUCAAUUACUUGUGCUUCAACAACGGGUAUCAUACCGUCCAUCAUCUGUACCCCGGGCUACACUGGUCUACCCUGCCACAAAAGCAUCAGGAGCUCAUCGCACCUCACAUCGCGCCGAGUCUAGAGAGCUCGAACAUACUUCUUUACAUGUGGCGAGCCUUCAUUUAUCCAGGUCUUCGGCUAGACUAUAAGAACCAUCCGCUUCUGAUCUCUAAAGAGGAAACCGAGAUGGCGGACGAACCAUGGUUCUACGAUGAGACAGAAACCUACUCGAACGAAAAGGAGUAUCUUGCCAAUGGCAUGAGAUGAUCGAGAUAGAGGAGAGCCCAGCGUUUGAGUCGGCUUUAUAAGCGCCUAGAUAGUAGCGUUUUACUGUAGCGUUUUAGUGCGGUCGACUUCAUCUGAGAGUCUCUCUAUAACUUCCACAGUGGAAUCAGUUGAGUCCUUUAUGCCGAGUCUCACCAUUGCCUGAUAUCUUGGAGGCAGUGUACAAUCUUAACUUUGUUGCUAUCUAUAAGCCAGCGUUGUCGGCAGUCUUGAAGAGCUGUUUAGGCGCGAGAAUCGAAUCUCAUCUCACCACAAGUCGUUCGCCACGGAUCUUUACAAGACCUAUAUUCUAUACAACGAUGACGCAUCCCGU